Messenger RNA from Striga hermonthica, 354 nucleotides. Lineage: Eukaryota; Viridiplantae; Streptophyta; Magnoliopsida; Lamiales; Orobanchaceae. The record is from the annotation of a GenBank genome assembly.
AUGGCUGUAAACCCCCUACCGCCGCCGCAAGUGGCCGUCCACCCAGCGGUGCGGCCGCUGUCUUACUUGCUGGGCACGUGGAAAGGCCAAGGUGAGGGCAGUUUCCCGACCAUCUCCCCUUUCAAGUACUCCGAGGAGCUUCAAUUCUCUCAUUCCCCCAACAAGAAAGGGGAGUAUGAUGCAGAGAAGAGGAGUGUGAAGCUAAAGAGUGAACUUGUUGGGAAUGCUUCCAAGGUGAAAGAGAUAACUCGAGUCUUUGAAAUGGUUAAUGGUGAUUUGGUUUACGUGGUAGAGAUGGCAACGGACCUCACAAGCCUACAGACACACUUGAAGGCCGUUCUCAAGAAAAUUUGA